CGUCACGUGGUAUCGGUGUUCCAAUUCAAACGUCACAGCUACUUGGCUUCGCCCCUUUCGCUCAAAACGUGAAUGAAAAAUAAAUUGAAACAAACAAAUAAAGAAGAGAAGAAGCAGAUUGGGAGGAGAGUUUUGGUGUCUGUGGGUGUGAAGGAGUUAGAAAGGCGGCGGACGGCGGAGGGAGCUCCUCCUGGUCAGAACCGGGAGGAGAGGGAGGAUGACUCACUCCGUCUGAUGUGAGCUUCACCCCGCAACAGCUCGGCAGUGCGGCGGCGGUUCAUCCCGACGUGUCCGCUCAGCUCCAAACUUUAUCAAACUCUAAAAUUUACCCCCUUUUUUCCUGAGGCCUUUUCGGGCUUUUCCUCAAACUUGUUUUUUUUUUUUUUUUUUUUGAUCUCCCGGUAGUUCCACUGACCCGCGGAGUCGUGAUUCACCGUGGAUUUCGUGACGGCUAAUUGCCAUGGCAACAACACUGCUGCGCUGAGAGGAAACUGUCCGUUUUAACUUCAUCUUCAACCUCCCAACAAGGUGAGGGCUAUGGAGCAUAAAACCGAAAAGAGGUUCCACAAUCUGACCCUAGAGCAGGUCCAGGCUCUCGACAAAGUUCUCACCGAGGUGAUCCCAAUCCACGGGCGAGGAAAUUUCCCUACGCUGCAGGUGAGAGCCAAAGACAUCAUCCGCGUGGUUAAGGAUCGACUGAUGGAGAGGCACAUCCAGGUUAAAGACAUUCGCCUGAACGGAGCGACUGCCAGCCACAUCCUGGUGAGAGAUAACGGCCUAGGCUACAGAGACCUGGACAUCAUAUUUGGAGUAGAGCUGCCAAGGCAGGAGGACUUCCAGGUGAUUAAGGAGGUGGUGCUGGGCAGCCUGCGAGAUCUCCUCCCUUGCGGGGUUAACAGGCAGAAGAUAACCUGCCUCACUAUGAAGGAAGCAUAUGUGCAAAAGAUGGUGAAAGUGUUCAAUGAGCACGACAGAUGGAGCCUGAUUUUACUCUCAAACAACCGAUCUAAAACCGUGGGGCUCAGGUUCGUUAGCUCCCUCCGGAGGCAGUUUGAAUUCAGUGUAGACUCCUUUCAGAUAAUACUGGAUCGUAUGCUGGAGUCUUACUGGGGGAGCGACAGGAGAGAAGAAGAAAAACUGGCUCUGAAUGCCAGAGAUUCAUCUAAGCGAGACCACGGCAGAGAAGAUGAGAUACAAGAGGAAUCGACGCUUCCUCAAGAUGCUAAAGCAGAUCCUCAAAGAGAUGGAGCACCGGUAACGACUACAGAUCCUCCAUCCCCAGAAGAAGCUGCUUCCACAUACGAGCUUCCAGAAAAAGAGGCUGAGGAUGUAGUUGAAAAGCUGGAGGUGGAAGGACCUGAGGAGAACAGCUCACCUAAGGAGGAGGAAGACGAGGGUGGCAUUGUGGGCGUUCAAUCAGAGGAAGACAUUUCAGAGGGGUUUGAGCUCUGUGAGGAAAAAGCAGAACAGAAAGAACUCUUUGAUGGUGAAUAUCCUCCUGAUGCCUCAACGGAAACCUUAUUCCCCAGCACCAGGGAUCAGCUGAUUACACAUUCAUGUUCAAGAAUACAGAAUACGGAAGAGGCGUGUGCAGCAAACACUGAACAAUCAGCUUCACAAGAAACUGCAAUCUUUGAAAAAACAAAAACGUUAGAAAUACACAUCGAAACCUGCAAGACUGAGCCGCCUCCUAAUCUUCAAGAUCCCCACCAUGAAUACUCCUUUCCUCCCCCAGCUAAGAAAACCUGCAGCACAUCGCAGGACAUUGUGCCAAACUUCUACCCGUCUCCAAAGCUGCAAAGGAAAAUGUCGCGAAAGCUGCUGAGCCAGCCGGAAAAGUGGUCCCUCCUGACGGACGUGUCGGAUCUCACCACACAGUUCUUUCCUCCAAUAGAGGUGGUGAAACCUCUUCAGCCAAGGGCCCCGGCACCGGACACUGUCCAACUUGGUGGCUCCAAUCGUUUAUGUCCUGAGUUAGAACAACUGAAGGGUACAGACGUUCCAACGGAUCCUCCAUACUGUCCAGAAUCUAUUCCUCAGGAAUCUGUCAGUUCUUGUGGCCCUGUAGAACAAAUCGUAAAGCCAAAACACUCCAAGAAGCCUCCUGAUUUAAAGACUCAAAUGAACCCAGUUUUAAUGUCUCGGGUUACUGAUCAAAGAACCGAGCCGGUUGAAACAUUUCCAAACAGUCCAUGUGCAGGAGGUGAGUCCAUCAUCGCCGUUGAAGCAGAGUGCAUGUACGGAGAUUUCGAGCAGGCGAUGGACCACCUUCGCAACCGCCUCAUCGCAACCCACAACCCAGAGGAGAUUCGUGGAGGAGGUCUGCUGAAGUACAGCGACCUGCUUGUGAGGAACUUCAGACCCGCCAGUGAGACUGAGAUCAAGUCCUUGGAGCGUUACAUGUGCUCCCGCUUCUUCAUCGACUUCCCAGACGUAGGUGAGCAGCAGAGAAAGAUCGAGGCCUACCUCCAGUGCCAUUUCGUUGGCAGUGAGGAAGCAAGCAAGUACGAUUAUCUGAUGACCCUACGCCGCGUUAUAGACGAGAGCACCGUUUGUUUGAUGGGACACGAGAGGAGGCAGACCCUCAACAUGAUCACGGUCCUCGCUCUGAGGGUUCUAGGCGAGCAGAACGCCAUCCCCAACACGGCAAACGUCACCUGCUUCUAUCAGCCGGCUCCAUAUAUCGCAGAGCCAAUUUACAACAGCUACUACAUCCCUCAGGCCCAGCCCUCACUCGUCUACCACCCGUACCCGCUGCACGUCCACAUGCAGUCUGGCCUUGUGUAGCCAUGGCGGCUCGCUAGCAUGAAGGCAUGCGUUUAGCAUGGCGCUCUGCAAUAAGAGCCACACACGGCGGUUUUACCAACAGGCAACAACAGUUGCUGUGUUGUUUAAAGUUUUAAAAUCCUUCCCGCUUAUAACAGAUAUGAAGUGGUCUGGGCUGAAGCGGCAAAUAUGCUUCGAUUUUUAAGAUGAGCCUAAGAAAAGAAAGGACGACUCGACGGGAGGAGUUCAUCACAACUGCUGUAAGGCCGCUCUGCUUUACCUUGGAGGACUCAUCGCCCUCCUGCAUUGAAGGCAGUAAUGGAUGAAAAACAUUGUUCGCUUAUCAAACAUAAUCCCUCACUUGUUGGCAACAAGGAUCUUAAUUCCUACUUUGGAUAAAGUUUGAGGAUUGAUCCUGUGGGGUAAAAACCCUAACUGUUUCUGGAAUCAUUCAUCUGGACCACAUCUGGUGAUGACUUAGCUCCGUAUUCAUUAUUUAGUGAUAGGAUGUAACGCCUUUACUGCCGGUGUCCUGUCAGAACAGCAUACCCUGUCAGAUCGGCAUACUUUGUUCUAAUACACAUGCGCGCACAUGGGCAACAGUUCCCACUGAAUUUUAGCAGCAGUGUACCGACCAGCAA
Messenger RNA from Cyprinodon variegatus (sheepshead minnow), 3407 nucleotides. RefSeq lists its product as uncharacterized. NCBI's taxonomy places the organism in Eukaryota, Metazoa, Chordata, Actinopteri, Cyprinodontiformes, Cyprinodontidae. The record is from RefSeq and is a predicted model, not a curated record. Gene Ontology annotation, molecular function: RNA binding; poly(A) RNA polymerase activity. Gene Ontology annotation, biological process: mRNA stabilization. The transcript has 2 exons. The coding region runs from base 538 to 2787 and encodes 749 amino acids.